GCCUACGGAAGUGCACCUGACUAAGCGGAAAUAGAAGGUCUCCGAAGCUAGGAAGGUGGACACCGGAGGAACCGUGAAGCUGGCUUCAGCUUCACCUCCCUCACUGAUAGCAUGGGGGAGAAGUCAGAGAAUGGUAAGACUCCAGCAGAUCUGUUCAGUGGGUUGAAGCUUACAGAUCCCCAGGAAGCAGAAUGUGCCAGUGCUCCAGUUCCUGAUCCCAAACAUGAGAAUCCCCAGAGCAAGCUGCUCAAGGGUGAUGAGGCCCAUCCCCAGGAGGAUCAGGCAGAGGAUCAGGCAGAAGAGGAGUGUUUUCACGACUGCCGUGCCUCAUUUGAGGAGGGGGAUCCAGGAAUGGACAAGGUUGAGAGCAAACCUAAUGAUGUGAAUUCCUCUGAACUGGAUGAAGAAUACCUAAUAGAACUGGAAAAAAACAUGCCAGAAGAAGAGAAACAGAGAAGAAGAGAAGAGAGCACUAGAUUAAAGGAGGAGGGAAAUGAACAGUUUAAGAAAGGAGAUUAUAUAGAAGCUGAAAGUUCAUAUAGUCAAGCCCUUCAGAUGUGCCCAUCCUGCUUCCAGAAAGACAGGUCUAUUCUGUUUUCAAAUAGAGCUGCUGCAAGGAUGAAACAGGACAAGAAAGACAUGGCCAUCAGUGACUGCAGUAAAGCAAUUCAGUUAAACCCCAGCUACAUCAGGGCAAUAUUGAGGAGAGCGGAGUUGUACGAAAAAACGGACAAGCUAGAUGAAGCCCUAGAAGACUAUAAAUCUGUAUUAGAAAAAGAUCCAUCAAUACAUCAAGCAAGAGAAGCUUGCAUGAGAUUACCUAAGCAAAUUGAAGAACGUAAUGAAAGACUGAAAGAAGAGAUGUUAGGUAAACUAAAAGAUCUCGGGAACUUGGUUCUCCGACCUUUUGGGCUCUCCACAGAAAAUUUCCAGAUCAAACAGGAUUCUUCCACUGGCUCCUACUCUAUCAAUUUUGUUCAAAAUCCAAAUAACAACAGAUAACAAAGAUAACAAUAGUGUUAAAAGCUGCCUUGGAAAUUGUGUGCUGCUUGCUGUUAACAAGAAGCGAGGCCUGCCAAUAUUUAACUUUUCAAAGCCGCUUAUCUAAAGGAAAGGCUGUGCAGUAGAGCCUAGUGCUCCCUCCUUGCUCUUGUUUCAUAAUCAGAGUAAUACGCACUUCCUGAUAAAAUGAGCCUAAUUUGAUUUCGAUUUUAAGGUUUUCUGUGCAGCUGUUAUCCCUGGGUCUGGCUGUCCUUUGUCUAGGAAAUUCUGCUUGUCAAGACUGAUGUCUCUGAACAUACCACACACACAUACACGGACACAAAUGCGCGCACGUGCGCACAUCUUUCCUAACCCAAGCACACGUGUCGGGUGGGACACUGCCCAGACAUAGCUGACAGGGCUCCCUCUGCGUCCCUUCCCUGAUCACACGCGCUGUCAAGGUUGCUGUGUGUGGAUGGUCUCCAGCAUUUCCCAAUUUCCUCUGCAGUAAUAAAAGCUUUCUGUGAUA
This is a messenger RNA of Lepus europaeus (European hare), 1510 nucleotides long. It is a transcript of the gene TTC1, whose product is annotated as tetratricopeptide repeat domain 1. Bases 112 to 1002 code for a protein of 296 amino acids. Gene Ontology annotation, molecular function: protein binding. The transcript has 8 exons. NCBI's taxonomy places the organism in Eukaryota, Metazoa, Chordata, Mammalia, Lagomorpha, Leporidae. The record is from RefSeq and is a predicted model, not a curated record.